Molecule: messenger RNA, 1369 nt
Organism: Anopheles funestus (African malaria mosquito)
Lineage: Eukaryota; Metazoa; Arthropoda; Insecta; Diptera; Culicidae
Gene: Taldo
Product: probable transaldolase
Exons: 3
Coding region: 177-1187 (336 amino acids)
Biological process (GO): pentose-phosphate shunt; pentose-phosphate shunt, non-oxidative branch; carbohydrate metabolic process
Cellular component (GO): intracellular anatomical structure; cytoplasm
Molecular function (GO): transaldolase activity
Source: RefSeq, a predicted model, not a curated record
GGCGACACGCUUCACCGGUCUCUCAUUGCCGAAAGGGAACGGAAGGAAACGCCAGUGCUUACUUCGGACGUAGCGUUACGCGACCCACCAAUCUCUUCCCCACUCUUGCCGCCUUCUGUGUACGCAAUCACGCGUCUUCAGCUUCCCGAUUUCGUGCCUAACCACGCCAGUAGACAAUGAGCAGUGCUGAACCACAGACGAAGAAAACGAAAAUGGCUUCAAGCUUGGAACAACUGAAACAGCUCACCACGAUCGUGGCCGACACCGGCGACUUCGAGGCGAUGAAAACGUACAAGCCGACCGAUGCUACGACGAAUCCGUCGCUAAUUUUGUCUGCGGCCGGUAUGGAACAGUAUCAGCAUCUGAUCGAUAAAGCCAUCAAGCAUGGACAAAAGGCGGGAACUUCCAUGGAGGAGAAGGUCUCCGAGGCGGCUGACAUGCUGUUCGUGUUGUUUGGCUGCGAAAUCCUGAAGCUGGUACCGGGUCGUGUAUCGACCGAGAUUGACGCACGCCUUUCCUUCAACAAGGAAGCAUCCAUCGCCAAAGCACUGAAGCUGAUCGCACUGUACGAGGAGCUAGGUGUAAAGCGGGACCGCGUGCUGAUCAAGUUAGCCUCCACUUGGGAGGGUAUUCAGGCGGCCAGCGUACUAGAAAAGGAACACAACAUUCACUGCAACCUGACACUGUUGUUCUCGUUCGCCCAAGCCGUGGCCUGUGCGGAAGCAGGUGUCACCUUGAUUUCUCCAUUCGUUGGCCGUAUUCUCGACUGGUACGUGGCUAACACCGACAAGAAGGCGUUCGAGCCUGAACAGGACCCGGGCGUAGUCUCGGUGACAAAGAUCUACAAUUACUACAAGAAGUUUGGCUACAAAACCGUCGUAAUGGGUGCUUCAUUCCGCAAUGUGGGCGAAAUUAUGGCACUGGCUGGGUGCGAUCUGCUCACCAUCAGCCCGAAACUGUUGGGUGAUCUGGAGAAGAGCGCCGAACCUGUCAAACCUUAUCUCGACGCGGAUAAAGCCAAAUCAGUGAGCCUCGAAAAGAUACACAUGGAUGAAGCAACGUUCCGCUGGAUGUUAAACGAGGAUCAGAUGUCUACCGAUAAGCUUUCGGACGGUAUUCGCAAGUUUGCUGCCGAUGGCCGUAAGCUCGAAACGAUGCUGCGUGGCUUACUGCAGGCUGCUGAGUAAAAACAAUUUCGGGAGCGAGGAGAAAAGCUAACACAUUGGUGCGAGCUGAAAUAAUAUCGGGAAUGAGGGAAAUUGUUAACAUUAAACAUAUGCUGCGUGCUGCUUUGUAAAGUCUACCGUUUCUUUUGCGUUUUGUUCUUGUUUGGAAUAAAUUCGAGUUGUUUAAAUAUUUUGAUAAUUAA